This is a messenger RNA of Salvelinus sp. IW2-2015, 1464 nucleotides long. NCBI's taxonomy places the organism in Eukaryota, Metazoa, Chordata, Actinopteri, Salmoniformes, Salmonidae. The record is from RefSeq and is a predicted model, not a curated record.
AUGUUUGAACAUGACUAUGUCAAACAUCGCCCGACCCUCGCAUAUAUCCGGCUAACCCAACUAAACCUGCCUGGACGCCACUCGGUGACGGACGCUGGCCUGACCUUCCUCUCCAGACUGUCCCUGCUGUCCGAGUUGGACCUGACCGACUACACACAUGUCACUGACCACGGGGUCACCCAGCUGGCCACCAUGACCAGACUGAAGAGGCUGUCUCUCAGUAACACCCAGGUGACAGACAUGGGGUUACCUUCCCUGUGCAGUCUGCAGGAGCUGCUGGAGCUGUGUCUGGACCGCACGGCCGUCACCAGCCGAGGAGUGGCUUCCCUCGUCACCUGUCUGCCACACCUGCAGGUAUUAAGCUUGGCCAGUACUCAGGUGGGUGACACGGUGGUGAGGAGAGGUCUGGUCCACUGUGCUCAGCUGUUCAAGCUCAACCUCAGCCGCACACGCAUCACUGACCACGGACUGAAGUUCCUGAAGCGCAUGCGUCUGAGCCAGGUAAAUCUGGAAGGCUCAGGUGUGACACCCUCGGGCAUCUCCAACCUCAUCGCCUCCUGUCCCCACAUCACCAGCAUUCGGGCCAGCCACACGCGGGCCAUCCCACCUGACCAGGUCUCAGACGACGACAAUCAGUAGAGAGACUAAGUAUUGAGGUGACCCUCCAGCCCUUUCUGCUGAGGCUCGGGUCUGCUAGCUAGUAGCUACGACUGUGCCCGGUGGUCUUAGCCCCAAGUGUCACGCUGCACCUAGCUGACUGGCUCAGCAUAGUCUGGGUGACGAUUAUCCCAGCUCUGUCUAAAUGCACUGCUUCAACUGCAGCUAGUGGCACUAAUCGCUCAAUCACAAGUCCACUUGUUAUUGCUUUUGAAACCUUAGAAGGGUGCCUUCUUGUGCUUCUAAAACGAGAGCCUCUAACGCAGCGUUUCCCAAAUUCGAUCCUGUUGUUUUCUCUAGCACUACACAGGCAACUAAGAUUGGGACUAGAUCAGGGAUAACACCUAAAAUCCAAGAUUUUUCUGCCUGAAUUCUCUAAUGAAUCAGUUAACACUACAAAGGUACAAUCCGCGUGAUCUGCUACUAAAGAGGGCUAUGAUGAUGAUCCAGUUCCAACAGUUACCUCCCGUUCAGUAAUGUCGAUAAAUUACAUUUUUGGAGGUUUAAGCCAAGGCAGCAUUUGGCUACCCAGCAACUGGAAAGCUUAGCAUUAUGCUAGUGGUUGUAGAAAGAGGUUGGCUUCUCACAUCUAGCAGUGGGCUAUGAUGUGUGUUGCAUAUUGAGUGUUUGGGUUCAACAGCAAGAAUCCAAAGCGGCGAUCAGUUCAUAAAUAGUUCUGCUUCUCAUUUUGUUUACACAAUGUAAAAUACUGUUUAUUUUCUUAAUGUAAAUGGUUUUGGAUAAUAGCACUGUAUUCUCUACAUUCUCAAAGGAAAAUACUAAAUGAAUAAAAACUGCGUUUUUGAA